Molecule: messenger RNA, 3539 nt
Organism: Ictalurus punctatus (channel catfish)
Lineage: Eukaryota; Metazoa; Chordata; Actinopteri; Siluriformes; Ictaluridae
Gene: adam9b
Product: ZnMc_adamalysin_II_like and ADAM_CR domain-containing protein
Exons: 22
Coding region: 265-2754 (829 amino acids)
Biological process (GO): proteolysis
Cellular component (GO): plasma membrane
Molecular function (GO): metalloendopeptidase activity
Source: RefSeq, a predicted model, not a curated record
AAAUCUCAACGUCUAAUUAUAUAAACUCAAUAUAAAUGUACAUAUAAAGAUUUGGUGUGGUUUGUUGUGUUGUUGCUGUGUGACUUGUGGCAGGAAGAACACACCGUGAGUGGCUGAGGUGUAACGUUAGAGCAGCUCUUGAACGCAGCACGAUCAUUUCGUCAGCGCGUACAGGUGAAUGAGCAGCACUGUGUACCUGUCUCACCUGAGCUCUCUCUCUCUCACACACACACACACACACACACACACACACCAGACUGAAGAAUGGGGGGAGAGGAACUCAGGAGCAGCAAUAGAAAUCCCAGUGGACACUUUUCCACACUUCUCCUGCUCAUCCUGACGGCGCACACAGACGGAAUCAUGAACCCAGAUCUGUUCCACCCCCAAACAUCACACCUGGAAAACUACCAGAUCGUCAUACCUCAGCUUGUGCACAAACGAUGGCAGAGACACGACGACUUUGCACAAACACACAGACAGAGAGCAGAUCCCGAGAGUCUGACCUACUCGAUUCAGAUAGAUGACGCUGUUCACCUCUUACACCUAACCAAAAACAAAGAAUUUUUAUCACCUGAUUUCGCUGUGGUCUCCCAUGACGUGCAUCGCAACUCCACGACGAAGCACAGAGAGAAACCUGUGCUGUGUCAUUACUACGGCCGAGUCUCAGGUUAUGAGGAAUCUCUGGUGGCUCUGAGCACCUGUAAUGGACUCAGGGGCGUCAUUUUCAUCGGCAACAAGAGUUACGCCCUCGAACCCGCUUUGCACGCCGCGAACAACGAGCACGUCCUGUUUCCCCUGGAGAACAGUCGGUCGGAUCCGUUUGUGUGUGGGGUGGACAGCGAACGCGAUUGCGGCGAGGACGGCUCCUGCGACCGCACCUUGUCGAUGGAGACGUUUUUACGGAAAAAACGCAACCUGCCUCAGACCAGAUACGUGGAGCUGGCGUUAGUAGUGGACAAUCUGAGGUUUGUAUUCAUGAAGAGCAACCGCACUGCUGUGAGGGAUGAAAUGGUCCAGAUUGCUAAUUUAUUGGACACGUACUACCGGCAGCUGAAUAUCCGCAUCGUCCUGGUGGGUCUGGAGAUUUUCGAGACGAGCAACCCGUUCGACGUGGGGGGAGACCCGAGAGUGGUUUUAGGACAGUUUGUCAAGUGGAGGAAAGCGAACCUGACAUCGCGCAGCGACAUGGGCCAGCUCGUGGUGGGUCAAAAAGGAGCGUACAGUGGAGGGAUUUUGGGCAUGGCCUACGUCGGGACUGUUUGCUCAGCAAGCAGCGGCGGAGGAAUUAGCGUGUAUGGCGACAAUGGGUUUCAGUAUUAUUCCACGGUGCUGGCUCAUGAGAUGGGCCACAAUCUGGGCAUGACCCACGACGACACGCGCUGCAAGUGCGACGGAAGCAGCUGCAUCAUGUAUUCGACCGCCACCGGAUCGACUCUGUUCAGCACGUGCAGUGGUACGGAUUUUGAGAACCUGGUCUUGCGUGGAGGAGGCGCGUGUUUGCUGAACCAGCCGCCUCAGGACAGCGUCAUCUCCGCGGCCCAGUGCGGCAACGGCAUCCUGGAGGCGGGGGAAGACUGCGACUGCGGACCGCCCCAGAGCUGCAACAGUAAAUGCUGUAACGCGGCUACGUGCACUUUCACAAAGGGUUCAGCCUGCGCUGCUGGCCUCUGCUGCAAAGACUGUCAGAUUGUGGUGUCUGGUACGCCCUGCAGACAAUCUGUGAACCAGUGCGACCUGCCGGAGUACUGCAACGGCACAUCCGCGUUCUGCCCUUCAGACUUCUAUCUAAUGGACGGCCUUACCUGCGAGGGCGGCACCGCCUACUGCUUCGAGGGCCGGUGCCAGACGCUGGACUACCAGUGCAAGCAGCUCUUCGGCCAAAACGCAAUAAAAGCCAACGAUCAAUGCUUCAGCUACGUGAAUACACAGGGCACCAAGUUUGGAAACUGCGGUUACUCCGGAUCCAGUCUGGUCCCGUGUUCUGUGGACAAUUCCAUGUGUGGGAAGGUACAGUGCACAAACUUUGACUCGAACUACCCCCCGGCCGGGGCGGUCAUCAGCGUCCAGGACAUAGCACCAGGGGUCUCGUGCAGGAACGCCGAUUUCAACCUGGGAACAGACGUCCUGGACCCGGGAUACGUUAAAACAGCGACAGUGUGCGCUGCAGGCAGAGUCUGUGUGAACUUCCAGUGUGUGAAUUCAUCCGUGCUGACACAAGGCCAGAAGUGUGAUGCUGUAAAGGACUGCAAUAGCAAUGGGGUGUGUAACAAUAACGCCCACUGUCACUGCAACAAUGGCUGGGCUCCUCCUGACUGCAGAACAUGGGGAAGAGGAGGCAGUGUGGAUAGUGGACCUGCUCAAAUAGAUUACACGCUGAGGAAUGGCCUGUUGAUCUUCUUCCUGUUGGUGCUGCCCGUUCUGGUGCUGCUGGUGUUGGGUUUUCUUUACAUAUUCAGACGGGACUCUCUAAACAGGUGCUUCAGGCGCCGACGGUCCAAACAGAGCAGGGCGACCGAAGCGAGCGCUCCGAGGAACGGCCAGCCAAGCGGAAACGUACAAACACCUGCGCGUCCUCCACCGCCAACGCAAGGUCCUCCUACGUAUCCACAGUAUCCGUCUGCCACCUCUGGAGCUCAGGCAAGUUCUAACAGUCAGGGUUCUGGUGGCGUGCAGCCUGCGAUUUUCACUACUCAGCUUCCCAGAAAUGGACCUGGAGUUCCUCGACCCAUUCCACCCAGGAACAUCGUCACUUGAGCAAACUCAGAGAAGGAUGUUUGUGGAAAGAUGCGAUGCUAAUCAUCACAGUGAAGGAAUGACCUGCUAGGCUCCAGUGUUAUGUAAUAUCAUUCUGUCAGUGACUAUUCGAAACAUGUUUUAAUUCUUUUUUUAAUGGUUUACAUAUUUGAGAUUAUUCAGUUGUUAUCUGGUUGUUGUUCGGUUGUUAUUCGGCUGUUAUCUGGUUCCCUCAUUACCUGUGGGUUUUUUUUUUUUACACACACACACACACACACACACACACAGUGUCUAUAUAGUUAAGCAGAUUCGACUGCUGUUACGUAUUUUAUCUAAGUUUAACUAUUUUACCCAUGGCUGAGUCUAAACAUAUAUUUUUUAAAAAAUAAAACAAUAACACAAGAAAGCAGGAUUUAUGACUUGGUCAAGAUGUACAAAUCGGUGACGCUAUCAGUAUCCGUGCCAACCUGUGCUAUGAAAUUGACCUGGAACUUCGUGGAAGUAGAGAAAAGUUUAAUCCAACUUCCGGCUAGGUCAGUGCGCCAGUGAAUCUGACGGCGAAGUCACCAAACAGGAAGUGAGGCUGUAUCUAAGCACCAACUUUGCACCCUGACACAAAUCUUGGUAGGCAUCCUCAGGACUGUGCCCUGAAGCUGUGCGACAAAUUUUGUGACAGCGCCACUUAAUGGUCAGUAAUUACAAUAACAAGUUCACAAACGCUUCCAUCCGAGUGCCAUUUUUGCUACUCCUCGCUGCGUUCCUUUUUCUAAUCCAUGUCAAAUAUUAAAUAAAGAUUUAAGAGAAAA